This is a messenger RNA of Fopius arisanus, 720 nucleotides long. RefSeq names its product putative gustatory receptor 22d. The coding region runs from base 85 to 633 and encodes 182 amino acids. Gene Ontology annotation, biological process: sensory perception of taste; chemosensory behavior; male courtship behavior. Gene Ontology annotation, cellular component: neuronal cell body; axon; membrane. The transcript is spliced from 3 exons. Lineage: Eukaryota; Metazoa; Arthropoda; Insecta; Hymenoptera; Braconidae. The record is from RefSeq and is a predicted model, not a curated record.
UACAGCUUGAUCAUCAGUGGAAUAAAAAAUCGGUUCCAAGGACUCAAUGAUGCACUUCUUGCAACAGCAACUCAUUCUAUUUUAAUGGAGAAUGGAGUGAGAAGUGCUUUCAGUGUUCGUAUGAUUGUCGAGAAUCUCCUGGUGAUCAGGCAAGCGAGGAGUCGAAUUUACAAAGUCUAUCACGAGGUUUCUCAUCUCCAUUCAUUCCCAGCUUUUGUUGCUAUUUUUUAUUGCUGCUGCUCGUCCGUUUAUAAUAUUUAUUUCGUUGUCAUGAGCAUGAUUACUCCGGUGAGGGCCACGGUCAAGGCUGAGGUCCUCGUUGAUUCCACUUUUUGGAUUCUUACUGCUAUCUUUCCGAUUGUCGUAUUGAGUGCAAGUGUUCAUGAGCUCCAGGAAGAGGGGGAGCGAACUGCUGCUGUUAUUUAUGAUAUAACGGAAGUUUAUGGAUCAAACAAAGAGAUUGAAUGUGAAUUAAAUAAUUUUGCUAUUGAAUUGAUGCACAGAAAAAUCAGCAUUCAGGCAUGUGGACUUUUUUCCCUGGAUUGCCGACUUUUGCGUUCAUUAUUUGCUACUGUCAUCACAUAUUUGCUGAUUCUUGUGCAGUUCAGGGGACCAGUGGCCGCCGGAAAUUAAUAAUUAUUGAUAAUUGUUAAUUGUUAACUAAAUAAAGGUAAUGAAUCAAUGGAAUUUGUCGUCUUUAAGACAGAAUUUCAGUUUUAA